Molecule: messenger RNA, 2861 nt
Organism: Hyaloscypha bicolor E
Lineage: Eukaryota; Fungi; Ascomycota; Leotiomycetes; Helotiales; Hyaloscyphaceae
Exons: 3
Coding region: 234-2666 (810 amino acids)
Biological process (GO): positive regulation of transcription by RNA polymerase II
Cellular component (GO): nucleus
Molecular function (GO): zinc ion binding; DNA-binding transcription factor activity, RNA polymerase II-specific; transcription cis-regulatory region binding
Source: RefSeq, a predicted model, not a curated record
CCUUUUCCUUCUGGCAGCUGGCAGCCACCAGCCACCAGCCAGGCCGCCAAUCACACCUCACUGCCCUCGAUGCAUGGUCAAACUGCCUCCAUGCCACUUGCUCCGAGAUUCUGCGAAAAGAAUGUCGAUUUUACAGUAUGCCCACAACCCAUCGCCAGUGUCACUCCAGAGGCGCCGCAUCUACACUCUCCGUCGGCGCGGGGGUCGAUGUGUCCGUAUAAGAAGCGGUCACGAUGGAGACUAUAUCAAUCCCAUCUCCAUCCGCAUUCCUCUCUUCGCCAGUCUUGAACCCCGCUCCGGAACCGCCGCCCCCUCCAAAGCGCAAGCCCUCGACCACGGCCAAGCCUGCGAAUAUAACGAAGAAGCAGGAUGGGAUAUCAAAGCCCAAGCAAUCCAAAAGUCGCAAUGGAUGUAUAACGUGCAAGGCGAAACGAUUGAAGUGCGACGAAACGAAACCAUCAUGUCAACAAUGUCACAAGAGGAGUGUGACAUGUGGGGGAUACAAGAAGGAUUUCAAAUGGAGGCCGUUCGAGGAGACGACGUUCUCAAAUAAACUUGCCCCAACCAGGCAAAAACGAAGCACGGUUCCAAGCAGCCAAGGGGAACCUCUGCUAAUUUUUGCAGAUUCUAUAGCUCUGAAUAAACCACCAGAUCCGCCUGUUGCAAGUCCUUCUGACGCCUCCUUUUCGCCAACGUCCGCCAAAGCGGAAGAUAUCUCGAUGCAGGAAUCGUGCUUCCACGCUGCAGCCCCAUCUCCCCCGACUUUUCCUACGAAUACUUUCUCAGGUCUCCACUUUGACCACCCUCCAAUGUUCGAUAUGAGCACGCCCCCAUAUACGCGAGAGUUAUCAAGACCUCGAUUUGAACCGGAUUCCGUCACAAGAAGCUUGAGUAGCUUGUUCGAGGACACACAUCAUGUCCCGCCAAAUACUGCAACACGGCCGAGUUUCUCUGGGCAGUCUCCAAGGUUGAUAGACCUCUUAUUACCAGGAUCAGAGCUCAAUGCAAGGCCUGGGACGGUAACAAUACCGCCGUUGAGUACUCCAACUCCGGAAAUGAAAUUGUCCCCUGUGAUGGAUCACUCAUAUCUUCCAAGUAUGGAGGUAACACGAGACACGAAUUUAGAGGAUGAUAUUGAGGAGAUUAUCAGGGAACCACAGAUGACUGCUACCGAUUUAUGGGAAAGAGGGCCGUUGUUACGGAUGUCCAGGUCUUCGACCGCUUCGCUGAUGGCGAUGAGAGACGAUCCUUUCAAUAAGAUAUAUCGCCAGCCAGAGGUUCAAGCAGGAAGUCCGGAAAUGCUGAUGUUACGGUUCGACAAGCAGACUUGUGGAAUUCUGUCAGUGAAAGACGGACCGACUGAGAAUCCAUGGAGGACGUUGGUGUGGCCACUUGCGAGGGAUUCUCCUGCAUUGUAUCAUGCGAUUGCCUCGAUGACCGCAUUUCACACUUCCAAGGAGAAGCCUGCUCUCAGAGUUGAUGGUAUGGAGCAUAUGAGACGAAGUAUUCGAUCACUUGCUACUGGAAUCGAGAAAAUGCGGACAGACACAGCUCUUGCUACAACUCUGGUUCUUGCAUUCUCUGAGUCCUGGGACCAACACAUCUCCACCGGAAUCGAGCAUCUACGUGGAGCGAAGAUUUUGGUCAACCAAGCUCUAGUUUCUCACAAGAAGAACAAACUCUCCGGCGAUGACUUGACCCGUCUGAGAUUUCUCUGCAACACCUGGGUCUACAUGGACGUAAUUGCACGCCUCACUUCCGUGGAAGAAGACGAAUCCAACAGCUUCGACCAAAUCCUCGCACCUUUCAACCUCCCAAACAGCACCACCGAAAUUGACCCCCUCAUGGGCUGCGCUUCCACGCUCUUCCCCCUCAUCGGCAAAGUCGCCAAUCUCUGCCACAAAGUACGCAAAGCACCCACAAACUCGAUUGCUAUCAUCUCCCAAGCCAUGGACUUGAAAGAAGCAAUCGUCCAAUGGUCACCACCACACUGCGCAACAAUUGAACGGCCGGAGGAUCCAACUAGUGAGAUUCAGCAUGCGUUACAGACGGCGGAAGCAUACCGCUACGCAACACUCCUCUACCUGCACCAAGCCGUCCCCGAGAUACCAUCCUGGUCCGCCGCCCAACUAGCGAAGAAAGUCCUUGUUUACCUAGCCACCGUGCCACUUUCCUCUCGUCUAGUGAUCGUGCAGAUCUACCCCCUUCUAGCGGCAGGCUGCGAAGCCACAGAGAAAGAAGACAGACAAUGGGUCGAAGAGCGCUGGCAAGCAAUGGCGUCGCGGAUGUGGAUCGGCAACAUCGACCGCUGCUACGAAGUGAUGCAAGAAGUGUGGUCUCGCCGCGACGUCGCCGCGGCUUCCAAAGCCGCCGCAGAGAAAGCGAAGCAGAGACUGGGGAUGGUGCAUUCGGAGAGUAGCAAGCGGAAGUUCGAGUCCGAGAUGGCUAUGGAUGAGGGAUUUAGUUUUGAAGAGAUGUUGACAGGGAAGAGGCAGCGAAUGAGCUUUUUGCAAGGAGGGCAGGGAGGGGGCUUUGAGAGACCGGUGGAGAGAAAGAGGGUCCAUGAGCCGGAUGAGGUGGAUGGCGACGAGGAGUUGGGGGUUAGGGGACGCUUGCACUGGGUUAGUGUUAUGAAAGAGUGGGAGUGGGAAAUCCUCCUCGGCUAAGCCCUCAACCUCUCCAAACUCGUCACCUUCCUCAACCACACCUUCGCGGCCUUGACUCCACCUCCACUCGUCCUCGGCCUCUCCCUCUCCACCGAGCUCCUCUCAACCCGAUGCAUCCUCGUCGGCGGCAUCCGCAUCCCCCCAUUAAACUGCACCUGCGGCGCAUAUCCAUAUCCAUACCCAUAUCCCACCCCA